This is a messenger RNA of Brassica napus (rape), 1610 nucleotides long. RefSeq lists its product as uncharacterized. The record is from RefSeq and is a predicted model, not a curated record. The transcript has 2 exons. The coding region runs from base 54 to 509 and encodes 151 amino acids. Lineage: Eukaryota; Viridiplantae; Streptophyta; Magnoliopsida; Brassicales; Brassicaceae.
UUUUUUUUGAAACACAAUUAUAAAACGUUUCUAAAUAAUAAAAAAGCUUACUAAUGUUUUUUUUUUGUAGGGAUGAACCACCUUCUCUUAUACUUAGACGUCGUUCUCGCCGGGGUACUUCUUCAGUCACUCAGAGUACGUCACCCGCUAGUAGCCCAGUUGCAGCUACCACUCCUCCAGCAGCCCCCACCCCUCCAGCAGCCCGCACCCCCCCUUCUGUAGCUUCCGGCCCUUCUCAAAGUUCAAGAGGAGGAGGAUUGCCUACUACGAUGACUGUUGCGGAGUUAGUUAGGCAACCUGGCCGAGAAUCGCUUCAGCGCCUUGAUCCAAAUUAUCUUAUUGUCCCAAACACCACUUGGUUUGAUUUGUCUGGCAAUGGUAUCACCAACAGCCUUCUUAGGAUGGAGUACACGAUGCUAAAGCGUGGUUAUCCAACUUUCUAUGACAUGCCUGAAGAAGAUCAAGAACUUUGGUUUCGGCAAUUUGCGGUAUACGUUCUCAAUUUUUAAUAUUAUAAAAAAAAAUUCUACAAUUGUAACUUUCUAAAAAAAAAUUUAUAUUUAUUUUGCAGCAAGAGUUCACUUGGGAAUCAGGGAUUACAGAACAAGUGAAAAUUGUUUUCCGCCGCAAAGCAGCUUCGCACUACACCAAGCGGAUCAAUGAGUGGAAGCAAAAAUUCGAUGUUGGUGAGGUCCCGAAGCACAUCAACCCAGACGUUUGGCGGGAUUUGUGUGGUCAUUGGACGAAAGAUGAGACAAAGUCUUUGUCGACAAUCAACUCGCAAAAUCGGUGUAGCGGGCGUGGUGGGAAAGGGAUGUUUGUCCACAACUUAGGGGCAACAAGUUUACAGACCCGAGCACUUCAGCUAGUAAGUUUCUAAUCUGAUUUUCUUAUUCAUUUUUAAAUAUGUGAUACUAAAUAUAUUGUUUUUAGAUGAAGGAAAACGGUGGAGUUCCCCGUAGAUGAUUUUACCCUGAUGAAGAAUGCCUAUACCAACAAGAAGACUGGCGAGAUUCAGGAUGGACUUAUUAAGGGCGUAAUCCAGGUCGUGGAAAAUCGAAAAGAGGAUCUCCUCGCGACUCAAGCUUCUAUGUGUGAAGAAGGCGAUUCUGCAUCUUCCAACUCCUUAACCGUAGAGCAACUCAACAACCUUGUUCUCGAGGUACAUUCUAAUUUCUUUUUGCUAUGUAUGUGUGAUAUGUGUGUGUGCGCGCGUAUGUGUGUGAUAUGUAUUUGUUAUUUCUCAUUCAGGCUGUUCCAAGGAAAAAGGGCUGUUAUGUUGGAUUGGCUCGUUCGACCGGAGGGGCUUCUUCUUCUUCUUCAGCUCACUAUCCACUCGUUGAUGAGCUUAUGGAGCAGAUUAGGACCAAGGAUACGGAGAUUGAGUUCCUGAAGAAUGACAAUGCUGCAAUCCGGGUUGAGCUGCAGCAAAACCGAACGACUAUGGAGCAAAACAAUGUUCUCACCCAGACCUUGUUGCAGAAGUUUAGGACCCGAUUCGGUGAAGACUUUUAGUUGUUUUUUUAAUUUUCAAAAACUUUUUAUUACUUUUUAUAACUUUAAUGUAUAAUAAUGUUGAAUUUAUAUAUCUAUAAUGUUUUUAAAUUCUA